Cooperia oncophora is the source of this 426-nucleotide messenger RNA. The record is from the annotation of a GenBank genome assembly. NCBI's taxonomy places the organism in Eukaryota, Metazoa, Nematoda, Chromadorea, Rhabditida, Trichostrongylidae.
AUGCUCUUGUAUUCGUUGGUAUUGUUCCCGUUUGCACUUGCUACUCUCAUACCUAGAGAACUUCUUUUCUCUGAUCGAAAGUACACAGCUUUCCAGCUCAGCCCUAAUGGGAGGUAUGUUGCUUAUAUUGCGUCAGACCAGAGCAACGUGAAGAAUGUGUUUGUCAAAUGCACGAGCUGUAAAAAUGCCCGGCAAGUAACAUUUGAAAGAAGUAACGAUGUUUGGGACUACACAUGGACUAGCAUAGAAAAUGUGAUUAUCUACCAGUAUGACAACCAUGGCGACGAAAACUGGCAGCUGUUCAAAAAAAAUAUAUCCGAAGCAGAAAUGGCUGCUAAUCCGGAAAAAAGAACGGUGAUUUCUGACCGUAAAACAGUGCAAGCUAAAAUUAUCGCCAGUAACUACAAGGAUCCAAGAUCGGAAGAG